AUGGAUGACGAACCUUUUGAAAUUAUCCUCUCCGACUCCAACGAGGAGUCGGCACACUUUCGCUUGCAGAAUGAGCCCGGCGAGAAGCAGCGAGAGCAUAUUACGGGCUACGACCGGAAAGAUGCGCUUCGGGUGCUUGGCAAACUAGCCGCCGUCGUGCACGGACGGACCUCCGAGGACAACGAUACACCGUGCUCGCUCGCCAUCUUCGAGUUCGCGGCGCUGGGCCAGAAGCCCGGGCGUCGCUACCGCGAAGUCCAGAUCGAAAUCAUGUUCGCGGCAUACGGGACCUCUGGGCGACCUAGAGCCAUCCGAGGAGACCUCGCGCGCUGGGACCCGCAGGUCGUAGGCGUGGCGCCACGCGGGGCAAGGAGUCUUUUACGGACGACACGGACAAAAGAACGGAAACAUGGGUUUGAAGCUUCGGUUGAGGCAGGGACAAAUCCGCUCGCAUCGGCUGGAGUUAGUUAUACGUACGAGAUCAGCGACUCGAUUGAGCGCGGGGAUAGUAUGGUGGUGGAGGGCACCGAGGCGUUUGUUAAUCGUGCUGCAGGGAAGCCGAAUGCGGCGCGGUUUACGCUACGCGAGAAUGCUUCGCAGAAGAGCGGCGUGCCGAAGUAUCUGCGCGUUGCGGUGUUGCUGGAGCGGAGGGUAGGUGAUGAGGGGUUGUUUCUUGCGACGGUUAAUGUGCGGGCUCACGUCUCUGUUUUUGCGGAUGCGAAGGAAAGAGUUCGGAGGACCAUGGGGAAGAUACCGAUGGAUGAUGCGGUGUGUUUUGAUCCAAAGAUCCCGCCGACGACGGAUAAGUACCCUGUUAAUAAUCUGGCUUCGGUCUCGUUAUGCGAGGAGUGCUCUAUUGAGAGCGGGUAUAAUGAGAAGGAUGAGGCGGGGGUGGGAUCUAGUGGAUGA
Daldinia childiae is the source of this 909-nucleotide messenger RNA. RefSeq lists its product as uncharacterized. The transcript has a single exon. Lineage: Eukaryota; Fungi; Ascomycota; Sordariomycetes; Xylariales; Hypoxylaceae. The record is from RefSeq and is a predicted model, not a curated record. Bases 1 to 909 code for a protein of 302 amino acids.